AUGACUAUUCCACCUGCAAAUCAAGGGCUGGGUUGGAUCAUGGGAAGUUCCAGACCGAACAAGCCAGAUAAUUUUGUAGAUUUCCUUCUCGCUCCGUUCACCAAUGAACAUGCUCUUCAUUCACGCCACUGCAGGCUGCGACGCAUGCUCGAGACGGGAGUGUUAAUUGCUGUAUCUGAUAGCAGGAAGGUUAGUGUCGAUGGCAGGACUCUCCAACGAGACACCAAGAGAGAGCAGGACGAACAAGACUACCAAGCCUCUCUCCAACAUGGCACCAGCAUCCGGCUCGGUGACCUCACUUAUAUGCUCGUCUACACAGACCUGAACCGGGAACAACAAGAACACGAACUGCAAGAAGCCUUGGAAAAGGUCAGUGCUGUGGCCACCAACCCCAGCAUGCUUCUAUCACCAACGCCAUCUAAGCCCACUAUCGACUACCAUGGUUAUAGCAUCUUUGAUGCCAAUCUUCACGGCACGACAAGCACAGUAUCUCUAGGAUAUGACAAGGCAAACGGGAAGCCAGUCGCCGUCAAAAUGGUCAAAUGCACUGCUGCACAAUUCAAGGAUCUUCGAAGAGAAAUCAGUAUCCUAGGCCGCCUCAAUCAUGCAAUCAUCAACUGGGAUCCAUUCGCCAACCCACGUGACUGGCGUCAGGACGAGGGACCAACCGUGGGCCUUGUCAUGUCACCACCAGCAACUUCCGGAGCGCUACAAUUACUCGCAACCUGGAAAUCUUUCCCCGUUCCCGCUACUUUUCUUCGCGACUCUGUGCACCAGAUAGCAUCCGGUCUCGCUCAUGUCCACAGCCUCGACAUACUCCACCGCGAUAUAAAACCCAACAAUAUAGUCUACCGCUCCACAAACCCCGUACACGCCAUCAUCGUCGACUUUGGAUGCAGCGAUCUGGGCCCAAAAAGCACUCGUCAUGAUAGAGGCACCAUGACGUAUCUCGCUCCGGAGGUAAUAAGAAUAAAAGACAGCGAAUCAUCUGAGCCGUUUUCCCUCCCAUCAGAUGUGUGGAGUCUAGGUGUCACGGUGGUAGACUUCCUCAUGGGUAAGCCGUUCCACCAACAGCUCGGUAGAGCGUCAAUAUAUCAGUCCUUCAAGAGGACCAUGGCAGAGAAUACAGUUGAAUUGCACCACCCGCUUUUCUGGGAUCUUGCACUCGAGCUUCUGGCUUGGGAUCCGGAGAGUAGACCGUCGGCCAUGCAAGUAGCUCAACGCUUCACAGUCCGGCAAGAAAGCCUUCUCAAGGCAGAUUCUCGACGCGGGUCUGUGAACGAAGAGUCGUCGUUGGCUAAGCGUGAGAAAUUGCAAAGCUGA
This is a messenger RNA of Pyrenophora tritici-repentis Pt-1C-BFP, 1323 nucleotides long. NCBI's taxonomy places the organism in Eukaryota, Fungi, Ascomycota, Dothideomycetes, Pleosporales, Pleosporaceae. The record is from RefSeq and is a predicted model, not a curated record.